AUGCCCGAGAAGGUGGAGGGAGUCGAAGAUGCUUCCUUCUUGGAUUCUUUGCUCAUCCUAGAAGGAGAAUCUAACUAUGCUCCUUGGCUACAUUUCCUCAUCGGAUACCUUGGUCCAGAGUACUGGAAGAUUCUUCAAGGAGAUGAGCACAGAUUCUCUGAACCUCACAAGGUCGAGCCCUUCGUGAAUCCUGAGCCAGCAGCCUCAAGCGAGAAUACUAGACUCCCACCCACCCGCACACAAGGACUGGAUGGUGCAGGAUCCCCGAAUGCUCCGAUUGCCCAGCAUUACGAUGGACAAGAGGAUAAGCGCAGCAAGACACUGUCCUAUCUCCGGGCCACACUCAAUGAUGAGGCCAGGAAUCUGAUCCAGGGAAUUGACUGUCCCUCGGAAGCAUUCAAAAAGAUCAAGCUCUUCUACGGAAAGCCAAGACACCAGACCCUGGCACUGCGAUGGUCGAACUGGGCAAGCCUUCGAUACUCGCGGGGAGACUCACCAUCCGAGUUCAUUCGCACCUUCGGGGAAAGAUUGCAGGACGUCGAAGAAAUCGGGGAUGUCCUCGAUCUCAAGACGGUCUUCGCACAGUUUGUGCAUGCCAUCUCCAAGGAUGAUGAAUACCCGGCCUUCAUCCUACAUAUGUCCCCAGAUCUGGAAGAUCGAAACUUGAUGGAAGCAGUUUGUGAUGCCUUCAUCCGCCAUGAAAGCUCAUUCACGUACGCCGCGCCGACCCCCGCCCCUGCCAACCCCAAGCGUGCCCAUCGAGCAAAGACAAUCAAACGAGAGAAAAAUGGGUUUCAGUAUUGCCCCUUCCAUAACCGUUUUGUGAAGCAUACUCCUUUCGAAUGCCGUCUGGGCCAGAAGACGAAACCCAAGGCGAGAUUUGACAUUACUCAGAUGUUCGGAGGCACCCUGAAUCGGAACAAGAAGAGACGCCGUCUGGACCCUUGUGACGGCGUUAGUUGGAUCCCCACUGCCUUCUUUUCUGGGAUUUAG
This is a messenger RNA of Penicillium subrubescens, 993 nucleotides long. RefSeq lists its product as uncharacterized. The transcript has a single exon. Bases 1 to 993 code for a protein of 330 amino acids. The record is from RefSeq and is a predicted model, not a curated record. NCBI's taxonomy places the organism in Eukaryota, Fungi, Ascomycota, Eurotiomycetes, Eurotiales, Aspergillaceae.